UAUUCAUCUUCGCAAGGUCGUCUAGAUUUUAUUAUGCGAUAGGACUAAACAUUCGAUGAAGCUUGACAUCGUUCAAAUGUACCUACUAUCUGACUUGUGGAUGUGGGUGCUUACAAUAUACCUGAUUUUUCUUUGAUGCAAUCGAGAUAUAAUCCGAUGGAUUCUUUACAGGCAGACGUAAGGCUAUAAAUUUGGGUUUGAAGUGCUCUAUUAGGACAAGACUCCUCGAAUGAUACUACUCCUUAUCAACCAUGACGAGCUGCUGAAUCUAAAUCCUCCAUGGAUAACACUACUAUCGACAUUUUUGAGCGCGGUGACAAAAUGUUGGAAUCUUCGCUUCAAAGACGUGCUUUACACGAGGACAAUAAUCUAUGAUUUUGUGUAAAUUCUGAUUAAAAUUCACGGAAGUUACCAGCUCUCAAGGAUUUUUCAAAUCGUUCAUUUGAAACGUUUCUCAUAAGUGCAUAAUAUAAGGCUUGACAACCGUACAAUCAAAGUAAUAAAUUAAAAUCCAGAAUGUUGAAAAUUUCGUCCCAGUGCUCGAUAGUGAAGGUAUUGUGGAAUUUAUUUUUGAAAUAGAAACUCUUGUUUCAUGUAAUUUCAUUUGAUACGCAACUAUUCACAACCAUCGUAUGAUAACUAGUGAUCGAAUUGAAAGUGCGGCCCAGAGAGUUUCGUCAUGGUUUACCUCAAGGGACAUUCUGCAGAUCGUACAUAUAAGUGUUGCUUAAGAAUAAAUCGGUAGGCCUCUUUGGCAAGAACUCAAAUAAAAUCUGUGAAGUAUAAAUGUAGUGGCGCAUCCCUAUCAAAAAGUAUGGCUCAUUUUCAACGUCCCAUGAGUGUUGUAAAAUCGAAAAAUCGCUUUAAUUAUUAAUUUUAUCGCUCUGAUAAACGCUGUUUUUUUUUUAAAAAAGGGGGCCUCAUUUCUUUCUCUCUCACUGGAUCUAAAUCCUUAAUCAACGCCUGACAAUCAGAUUUUUUAGGUGAACGAGUUAGGUUAUGAUUUUUCAGCCAUGAUAACUGUAGCGUCAGCCGUUAUGGAAAAUGACACGAACUCUUGCCACAAAGCUUCCGUGGAGAACGGCCUAAAAACGGACAUCAGCAACAACCGGAGGGGCAAACGUCGUUUUAGAUCAGCCAGCGCCCAGAUACUAGCUUGCGUGAUCCAGACUUGGCUCCUUGUUGAUCUGGGUAUGGAGAUGGCCACUCCAACUUUGAUCAUCGGAGCGCUACACAAAAUUUCAGCUGAUGCUGAACCCUUGCACAUGAAUGAUGAAGAAGCCUCCUGGUUCGGUAGCAUAUCGAACAUGGUAUUUUUAUUCGCAAGCUUAUCCUCGGGGUUUCUCCAAGAGUUGAUUGGACGGAAGGGCUCCAUGAUUGUUGUGAACGUGCCUCGCUUCGCAGGAUGGAUGACACUCUACUUCGCCUCAUCUUUAUCCACCAUGUACCUGGCAGCUGUUGUCAUGGGCAUAUGUGAAGGCUUAUGCGAGGCGUCGGUUCAUUCGUACAUCGGCGAAAUCGGAGAUCCUCGAUUAAGAGGCACCCUAGCAUCUAUAUCCAGUCAUGGUUAUUUUUUUGGAACUCUCACUACUCUUAUUCUUGGUUGCUACUUUGAGUGGAGGACGGUUGUCUUGAUCAGCAGUGCAGUUCCUGUAUUGGCAUUCAUUUCCUUAACACAGAUUCCUGAAUCACCGACGUGGCUCAUCGUGCGCAAUCGACUCGAUGAAGCUAAAAAGUCUUUAUGUUGGGUGAGAGGAUGGGUGUCCCCAGAUGAGGUCGAGGAAGAAUUUCAAGAGAUGGUCAAUUACGUGAAAAAUUCUUCCGAGGAAAGUUUGAAAGCAUUUAAUUCAAAUGAAUGCGCAGAAUCAAAUGCAAAGGACUUGACGGUUUUCAAAGGCGUCCUCUCGACGAUGAAAGCGGUGGCAAGCAAAAAGGUGUUACGUCCUCUUUGUAUGGUAUGCACCGCCUUCCUUACUUCACUAGCAGGAAAUGUAAUAGGUAUAACUCCGUACAUGAUCCGAGAGCUAAGAGAACUGGGAGCCAUUGUUGAACCGAAACUCAUUUUGGUUAUGUUUCAAAUCAUAUUUGUGGUGGGUUCGUUAACAAAUGUUGCAUUCGUCCGACGUUUCGGAAAACGGAGACUGGCCCUUCUGUCGCAAGGACUCGCAGUUCUCUGUAUCCUAGGAAUCGGAACGUUCUGUUCAUUGGCGUUCAGCAGUGCCGAUCGCAGUCCUCAGCUCUCGUGGAUCCCAGUUGCACUCUUCUUCUUCCUCAACUUCAUCAACGGAGUCGGCGUCAGGCUCUUGCCCUGGCAACUCCUCAGUGAAGUUUUUCCACCAAUGGGUCGAGGUUUCGCCUCCGCGAUCUCGGUUGCCUUUGCGAAGCUUAUACUUUUCACGCUGAUCAAAACAUUCUUGAUGACGGAAGACUGGCUACACUUGAGUGGCGUGAUGUAUCUCUACGCAGGCGUUUCCUUUUUUGGUCUCUGUUAUUACUACCUAUAUUUGCCGGAAACUGAGGGGAAAACACUCGAGCAGAUUGAAUCUUAUUUCACCAAGAACCACGAUCGAACAGAAAAAUUUAGAAUUGGCAACCAAGACAGAAAUACACUCUAUUAAAUUAUUUGAAUUACUUUCAACUCGUCCUCAUUCACCGUCUCACUUUGUUCUCUCCACAUAUUCAGAAUAAUUCUGAUCCAAGUAAUUUUGUAGGAGAAUCACUGUAUUUCUUAAAGGAUUUUAUAGCGACACAUUAUUGCAUAUUUUGAGUGGACUCAACAUAUGAACUUUUCUCAAAUUUCAAAAGUAGGAAACAACCCGGACGCGAUACAAGUAUUCGUGCUUGAUGGAUGAGGAUUGUCUUGGAUUGGAUUGUCAUGGAUGAAGAUUGUCUUACUUGAAGGGGGCAUAAAUUUGGAAUAGAAUCACAAAGCCGGCCUCUUCAUUUGGUCUUAGGAAACCGUGCGUCUCAAAAACCAAUGAAUAAAAAAGUAAAAUCAAAUUUGUUGAUUUUUUUACGUUUGUCAUGAUGACUUCACUUCUAUUUUAAUGUACGCAUGUUAUUUUAAAGCACACUCACCUAAUAAAUACAAAGUAAGAGGAGAAAUAUUAUUAUGGAUGGAAUUGUAGGGAGAGAACGGUAAGAGUCACCCAUAUUGAAGUCAAGAACGAACUGAAUCAGCUUGAAGUUCGACUGAUAUCACGACUAUUUGUACUUAUAGCAGGAAGAAUGAUAACGAGAACGCUACAUUGAUCACUAAAACCAAGAUAAAAUUAUAUUUACAGAAUUCUAUGAUAAAAAAAUAUCAACCGCA
Molecule: messenger RNA, 3313 nt
Organism: Bemisia tabaci
Lineage: Eukaryota; Metazoa; Arthropoda; Insecta; Hemiptera; Aleyrodidae
Source: RefSeq, a predicted model, not a curated record